CCUAAAUUAACAGAAUCAGCUCACUUCGUCACCCCCACCGUUUCUCUCCCCUGCUGCUCUAUCAUUCUCCACAUUGCCACUGUCGUGCUUUAUCUUCUCUGUCUCAGGUGAACUCAUCGUCAUCAUCACCAUCACCAUCACCAUCAUCAUCUCCCUUUCAAUUUUAUUUCAACGCUUUUUAUGUUUGAUGUUUAUAAAGCAGAGUACGCUAUACUUUUGUGUAUUGGAUUUUGUUUUUGUUUUUGAAUGCAAUUCUUAUAGUUAAUGCACCUUAAUUUAAUGGUUUGUUAUCCUGUUUUUCUAUGUGAAAUUUGUUUUGUAUGAAUUGUUUUGUUGGUUUUAGCUUAAGAAAUAUUGUGCUUUGUUUGUGUAAACGUCUAAUUCAAUAUUGUUUUGAUAAUUGAUAUAAUCAUUUUCAAAAUCCGCAGCUGCAAAAUCAUCAUAUCCCCUUCUCAAUUAUUUUUUGUUUCGGUAGCUUUUUUUUAUAAGAAUUUCCAUGAUAAUUAAUUAUGGUUUCCAUCACUUUUUAUUGCAUAAGAGUUUCUCAAUCCCAAUCAACUUUGUAUAAUCAAAUAAAGAUAAUGUGGUUGAAUGGUCGAUCAAUGUACAAUAAAGUUUGGUUUUAAUUAUGACAUUUUUGUUUAGUUUGAUAUCGAUUAGGAAGAAUGAAUAUCUACUCUUAUCUUUUAGAAUUGAUUUGUUAGUAGAUUUAUUUCAAAGGAGUCCUUGCGAUUCAGAUUAUGUAGUAGUAAUCUUUUAAAUUUGGUUGUUGUCCUUUUGUUAUUUAAUUAUACUUUCUAGAGCAUAGGAUAUCUUUAGGUUUAUUUUGCAGAGUCUUUGCAAAUCUCUAUAAAUGCCCCAUUCGAGAUUAAAUAAAGGUAUUCAAGGGAUCAGAUUUUGUGUACAGCAGUCCGCCGUGGCCUCAUUAAGACGAUCGUUUGUCUGAUUUGCUAAGUGGUAUACUUCUCCACACCUUUCUCCAUUUGAGUUCGAAAGAUAUCAAAUAUCUCUAUUCGUGUACGCUCUCUUUCGACUGAAGGGUUGUCACACCAUUGCUAUUCUUUGUCUCCUCACUCACGGGCUUGGUAGAAUUUAUUGAAACAAAAUGGAUAGAAGUUGGAUGUCAAAGUCAAGAGUAACAACGGAAUACCAAAAUGGACUUCACUACUUUUUGGACUAUGCUUUUCACAACGCAAGCAUGCAUGAUAAGAUAUUAUGUCCAUGCAAACGUUGCAGAAUUCGUAUAUUGGUGAGUAGAGAUGAUGCAUUUGAACAUUUGACAGUAGAUGGAUUUAUUCCUGGGUACAACCAAUGGAUAGCUCAUGGAGAACUACCUAGUAGACUUUCAUCUAGUGGUGAAAAUCAACAUAAUAGUUUGGGCGAUGAUGAUAUGCGGGGUUUAGUUCAUGAUGCAUUUGGAGUUCCAAAUGAAGAAGGACAUACAGAGGAAUAUACAGGUGCUCAGAUGGAUGUAGAUUAUGCUAAUGGGCAAGCAAAAGAAUUUUAUAAGUUGAUUGAUAAUUCACAACAACCAUUGUAUGAAGGAUGUGAUAAAUUCUCAAAACUAUCAUUCAUAAUCCGUUUGUUGCACUUAAAAUGUAUUGGGAGCUUGAAUAAUAAAGUAUUUGAUAUGCUUUUAGAAUUAUUAAGGGAAGCUUUUCCAGAUGCCAUGGUUGGCCUACCAAAGUCCUACUAUGAAGCCGAGAAACUGAUGAAAGAACUAGGACUUGGCUACGAAAAAAUCGAUGCUUGUCCAAAUGACUGCACUUUGUAUUGGGGGGAAAAUGAAAGAAAAACUUCAUGUGACACAUGUCAUCAGCUAAGAUGGCGUACUUCAGAUAAAGAUCCGACAGGUGAGAAAAGAAAGAUUGCUCAAAAGGUAUUAUGGUAUUUUCCGCUCAAGCCAAGGUUACAGCGGUUGUUCAUGUCUACAAAGACGGCAUCCCACAUGAGAUGGCAUGCUGAAAAUCGCACGAAGGAUGGGUGUAUGAGACACCCUGCCGAUUCCCCAGCAUGGAACACAUUUGAUCGCUUACAUCCUAAUUUUGCUAGGGAAUCUCGCAAUGUUCGAUUGGGAUUGGCAGCAGAUGGAAUUAAUCCCUUCAAAAAUAUGAGUGUGUCGCACAACACAUGGCCUGUCAUAUUAUUUCCCUAUAACCUUCCUCCGUGGAUGUGCAUGAAAGAGCCUUAUUUGAUGUUAUCUCUAUUGAUUCCUGGUCCAUUAGCUCCGGGGAAUAAUAUUGAUAUUUAUUUGCAACCCCUAAUUGCCGAUCUAAAGGAUUUGUGGGAAGUAGGAAUUGAAACGUAUGAUGCAUCAAAAAAGCAAAAUUUUCAGUUACGUGCUUCAUUACUAUGGACAAUCAGUGACUUUCCAGGAUAUGCAUAUUUAUCUGGAUGGAGUACCCAAGGUGAAUUUGCAUGCCCAGUUUGUAAUAAAGAAACUCACUCUCUUAGAUUGAAACACGGCGGGAAGUAUUGCUACAUGGGGAAUCGUAGAUUUUUGCCCAAAGAUCAUGAGUUUCGGAAGAAUAAACGACACUUUGAUGGCACAUUUGAGUAUAGACAAGCACCGCAACAACAAUCUGGUAACAUGGUGAUGGAUGAGCUGAAGGACUUCACAAUUAAAUUUGGUAAGCCAGUUAAAGGUAAUCAAAAGCUUUUCGGUUGGAAAAAAAAGAGUAUAUUUUUUGAGCUACCAUACUGGAAAGAUAAUGUUGUCCGCCACAAUCUUGAUGUCAUGCACACAGAGAAAAAUGUUUGUGAGAGUAUAUGUGGCACAUUGUUGGAUUUAGACGGUAAGUCUAAAGAUAAUUAUAAAUCACGGCAAGACAUGGAACAAAUGGGAAUUAGGCCUGAACUUCAUCCGAUUCCAAAGGGUUCUGGAAAAUUUUAUUUACCUACAGCAGCUUUUACAAUGAGCAGAACGGAGAAAACUACAUUUUGUCAGGUUUUGAAAAAUUUAAAAGUUCCCGAUGGUUAUGCAUCAAACAUCGCAAGGUGUGUUCAGCUAAAACCACCAAAAUUGUUAGGCUUGAAAAGUCAUGACUAUCAUGUAAUGAUGCAACAAUUGUUACCUAUAGCCUUGCGAAACACACUCUCCAAGACAGUACGCUCACCUUUAAUUAAGCUCAGUCAGUACUUUAGAGAACUUUGUUCUAAAGUAAUUUGUCCCGCUGACGUCAUUCGUUUGGAGAAAGAUAUUGCCGUGGUACUUUGUCAAUUGGAGAAGUUAUUUCCACCAUCAUUCUUCGAUGUAAUGGUGCACUUGACUGUUCAUUUGGCUACAGAAGUGAGGUUAUGUGGGCCUGUUCACUAUCGUUGGAUGUAUCACAAUAGUUUUACAUACACCUCUAAUUAAGCACAGGUUUAGAAUUCUCGAAACUAGGACCUAUUGAAUUAUGCUAAUUUCCUUCUUAUACUUGUAUACUUUUAUUAUCUAAACCUUAAUUCACUUUUUCCAACAUUGAUAAAUAAGUUUCAUAACUUAUUUAUGCACAAUGGACAAAGUAUAGCUCGUUUUACUAACUAGUAGUCAGGCUGUUUUAGCUUAACUUUUCCUUUAAUGUAUGCAGUUAUGGCUUCUAAAGGACGAAGGUCGACUAGUGAAGGUAAAAAACAAUUUCUUUUUAGUUAUAUGAUGUUCAUGUAAUUGUGUAUAACUUGAUGAGAUUCAGAAACAUAGUUCGUCUUUUAUGAUUUUAUGUAUCCACAAUAUAAUCUUCUCUUAGAGUUAUAGCAUAUUAUGGUGAUAUGGAGUUCAAAGUAAACAUAGUUGGUUUUCAGCAUUCACAACAAAACAUAGUUGGUGUUUAAUAAUGAUGUGCAGGCUUCACAAGUAGGACUGCAGUGGGCAGAAGAACAUG
This is a messenger RNA of Salvia splendens (bonfire salvia), 3863 nucleotides long. RefSeq lists its product as uncharacterized. The transcript has 3 exons. Bases 1106 to 3358 code for a protein of 750 amino acids. Lineage: Eukaryota; Viridiplantae; Streptophyta; Magnoliopsida; Lamiales; Lamiaceae. The record is from RefSeq and is a predicted model, not a curated record.